Messenger RNA from Lithohypha guttulata, 282 nucleotides. RefSeq lists its product as uncharacterized. The record is from RefSeq and is a predicted model, not a curated record. Bases 1 to 282 code for a protein of 93 amino acids. The transcript is spliced from 2 exons. NCBI's taxonomy places the organism in Eukaryota, Fungi, Ascomycota, Eurotiomycetes, Chaetothyriales, Trichomeriaceae.
AUGUCUCGCCAAUUUUCGUCCGCUGCACGAGCUCUAAUUACGUUUUUGUGGGACGGCACAAGCAAAGACACAGCCUGGGAGACAGCUGCUAGACAGUGCAUCGAGAACAACACUAAGCUUCCCACAAUCGAGGUCGCAAAAGUCAAAGGUGAACCCCACAAAUCCAAAGAUCCAAAAGAACACGUUUCAAUGGUUCUUUAUGAUAACAACGAUGUCAGAGUGACUUCGGUCCAUGUGUACAAGGAUGGCACAGGAAAAUUCUCCAAGGGCAAGUUCAACUAA